Messenger RNA from Triticum aestivum (bread wheat), 3575 nucleotides. Its product is annotated as cysteine-rich receptor-like protein kinase 19. Gene Ontology annotation, biological process: protein phosphorylation. NCBI's taxonomy places the organism in Eukaryota, Viridiplantae, Streptophyta, Magnoliopsida, Poales, Poaceae. Gene Ontology annotation, molecular function: protein kinase activity; ATP binding. The record is from RefSeq and is a predicted model, not a curated record. Bases 368 to 2797 code for a protein of 809 amino acids. The transcript is spliced from 13 exons.
AGAAAGCUACGUUGCCGGGUGCAAGUGGAGCCCUCGAAGUCGGAGGGGAGCCAUCGCAGAGUCUUCCCGGAGCCAUCGCAAGUGGACCGGGGUAUGCAAGUGACUCUCAUCCCAGCCAGGGAAGACUCUGCACCUCACGUCAACCCACUCACAACCACACACCCACAUACGGAUAUGUAGUGGAGAUAAGACGUGAGGUUGCUCCUCGUUUUCCUUCCUUCCUCUCACUUGCAUUUUGGUCUUCGUUUUCAUCUUCCUUGGAAUCCUUCCACUUCCGUAUCGUUGAGCGCUCAUACUUCCCCGCUGCAAGUCCCCCCCUGUGGCUGCAGCUGGUUCUUCUACUUUUACAUCCAGGGGAAGCAAUAACAUGGCGGAUGGACCAAGCCGUGUGUCACUCGAUUCACUGGAAAGUAUGACAAAUAAUUUCUCUGAAGAUCGGGUGAUUGGCAGAGGCGCAUAUGGAAAAGUUUAUCGGGGGGAGCGGAAAGAUGGUCACAAAAUUGCCGUAAAGAUUCUUCGCGACAUGUCAGGACAUGACGAUGUGCAAUUUGAUAAGGAAUUUUACAAUCUUGUAAAUCUGCAACACCAGAACAUCGUGCGGUUAGUUGGUUAUUGCCAUGAAACCCGACGAGAAUACUUGCCGUUCAACGAGACUAAUGUUCUUGCUGAUGUGACAAAGAGGGCGCUUUGCUUUGAGUUUAUGGAAAAUGGAAGCCUUAGCGACUGUCUUUUUGACGAAUUUAAUGGACAUGGUUGGUGCAAUCGCUACGCUAUAAUUAAGGGUAUUUGCAAUGGUUUAAAGUACCUUCACGAGGAACUGAAGCCUCCUGUUUUUCAUUUGAAUCUAAAACCAACCAACAUAUUGCUGGACAAGAACAUGGUCCCGAAAAUAGCAGAUUUCGGAUUUUCCAGAUUCUUCAACAAAGAAAACUCCCACAUCACCGAUAGUCCUGUAGGAAACUUUGGAUACUUAGCACCGGAGUAUAUACAUCAUGGCAUAAUCUCGGUUAAAAUGGAUAUAUUCAGCCUGGGUGUUGUAGUUAUGAAGAUAAUUUCAGGACCAAGAGGCUACGCGAGAAGUGCUGAAAUGACCGUGGAUCAGUUCACUGAGAUUGUGCACGUGAAUUGGAGGAAUAGGCUACAAGCGGCUGCGUCGGGGGAUUUGUUGGAGUCCUAUUCUUUACAAGUAAAGAGAUGCAUCGAAAUUGCUUUAAGCUGUGUGGAGGAUGAUCGACUGAAAAGGCCAACUAUAGGGGAUAUUGUUAACAUGCUAACUGAGACAGAGACACAAGAAAACUAUCAGGGGACAUUAAUUGAUCAGAUGAGCACUUGCGUAGUCAAAGACACUGAACUGAUACAUGUCCAUCCCCUCGAGCUCCACUUCUCUUUCCGACCAAACAAGCUUAUCUCCUGCCCAUUUCACAUAACCAACACCAUGGAUGAUCAGCAUGUGUCCGUUAGGUGCGUCCCAAAACACAAGGAGGCAAACCGUUACUAUGCCUAUCUAUGCGACAUCUUCCGUGUUGUGCCACCAAGGUCCACAUGCACCUUCGUUGUAAUGAUGGACAGAGCACAUCCGCCGCCGACCAACAUGGACGUGCUUGACCUAGUCGUAGAGACAUUUCUAGGGAAGGUGGAGGUGAGUAAGUGGCAUGCUGGUGUUGACAAAUCUUUUGAGGAUGCUAGAAAAGAGAACAGCCGUGGAUCUCGUGAGGUAACCCUAAGGGUCGUCUGUGCAACAACGUGCGAGACAACGACAUCUGAGGUCAUACUUCGUGAGGGUGGUCUCGAUCAAAUGAAAUCAAUGGAUGAGAACCCUACAGAGCCUUGUGAUCGACUGCAGAUGGGCCUUGAAGCCUGCGUCCUAGAGCAAAUGCUGCUUGAUGAAAAUGCACGGUCGUCAUCCCUGCCUUUAUCUCUUUUACAGGACAUCACUUAUAAUUUCUCCCCUCUUCAAGAAAUUGGAACGGGUGGAUUUGCGGUAGUUUAUAAGGGAAUGGUCGGAAAAAGGAGGGUCGCUGUGAAGAAGCUGACAAGAAGGCUUUAUUUGCCUGAGUUUAAAUUCCAUAGAGAGAUUGAGUGCAUGAUGAAGGCCAAACACAAGAAUAUAGUACGCUUUCUAGGAUAUUGUGCUGAGACUCAAGGAGAAGUUGCCGAUUAUGAAGGGAAGUUUGUCAUGUCAGAUCUACGAAACUGGUUGCUCUGUUUUGAGUAUCUACCCAACGGUAGUCUUGAAAAUUAUAUUACUGAUACAUCUAGUGGACUUGAAUGGACAGAGAGAUUUCGAAUAAUCAAAGGAAUAUGCGAAGGUUUACACUAUCUUCACAUGAACCGUAUUCUUCAUUUAGACCUCAAGCCAGCUAAUAUAUUGCUAGAUGGUCACAUGGUACCCAAAAUUGCUGAUUUUGAGCUCUCGAGGUGUCUGGAUGAAAAGAAGACGCAUGCUACUACUACUGUAAACACGUUUGGAACACCGGGAUAUAUGGCUCCAGAAAUAUUUCUUGGAAGAAAAAUCACGUUUGCGUCAGAUAUAUAUAGUCUUGGCAGUGUAAUCAUGGAGAUAUUAACGGGGGUGAAGGGAUAUCCUGAAGACGAGAAUGUGACUGAAAAUUGGAUCCAUCGAAUAGAGGGGGGCAACCAGUUACAACAAGUAAGCGUAUGCACUAAGAUAGGGUUAGAGUGCAUGAAAUUUGACCCAGAGAAAAGACCAGUUGCACAACAUAUAAUUGACAUGCUUGAUAAAGUGGACGAAACUGCCACUAGUAGCUCCGCGAACAGUCUCUUCCUUAGAGCCUGAAACUACUGGAGGAUAUCACAGAGCAUCUUCAAAUUGAAGAUGCUGCAGAGCACUUUGGAAAUGAACAUGAAGAAAACACGAGCAUUGGCCAUCAUUGGAAUGGAACAAGCAUUUUUCAGCUCUAACUCAGUGUGUUGGACAAGCGAAUCAUUUUUAACAUCUUCAGAAGUAACAUGUGAAGGAAUUUCGUGAAGAAUGGAGGUUGAGUGCUGAAGAAAAUCCUGGGGCCUUAGGAUUUCCAAAAAGAAUGAAAUAAAAAUUAUCACAAGAAAUUAUAUGAAGCUACUUCGUAGAGACAGGUCUUCUCGAAUCUACAAAGAAACUCUUCCUGACAGUACCAAGAUGGCGGUUAAUAUCUUAUUUAUGAUGGAUGAAGAUGGAAUGAAUGAGUUAGUCAAGAGAGUGGAGAUCCCGGCACACAUGUUCCGCAAAGAAGAAUGCACAGAAGAAGACACCGUCGUCCUUGAAGAAAUUUGGGUGGAUUUUAUAGGCAACAAUUGAGUGGGCUGAUUGUAGAUACAGAAGAAAGGCCAGACAUGUCACAUGUGACGAAACGAUUCGUGAUGCUUAGAGAUAGAAGACUUGGGAAGUCAUGCAACACAAAUACGCAAUACAAGCCACUAUCUUGACUUGUAUAUUUCUGUUAUCUAGCCAGUAUAUGCCCUACUCUUCGUAUCUCUACCCAACAUGAGCAUUUUUUCAGAUAUGUGUAUGUCUAUUAACUGCCUAUUCGGGGUUUCCCUCUUAACAUGACCAUCAAGGGACUGGGUCGAUUACA